Molecule: messenger RNA, 3159 nt
Organism: Heterobasidion irregulare TC 32-1
Lineage: Eukaryota; Fungi; Basidiomycota; Agaricomycetes; Russulales; Bondarzewiaceae
Product: glycosyltransferase family 8 protein
Exons: 4
Coding region: 1-3159 (1052 amino acids)
Cellular component (GO): cytoplasm
Molecular function (GO): glycosyltransferase activity
Source: RefSeq, a predicted model, not a curated record
AUGGCCACUCCUUAUGCCUUUGUUACCUUAUUGACUUCUGAUUCUUACCUCCCUGGCGCACUCACCGUCGCAGCCGCCCUCAGAGAUGUACAUACAACUCCACCCACUCCACCCGAGGUCGAUUUCCACACCGUUUGCCUCGUCACUCCCGAGACGGUAGACGUAUCCAGCAUAAAGCUCUUGAGGAGAGCUUUCAAUGUUGUUAUCGGUGUAGAGAUUAUCGAGGAGAACAACGCCCGUGGAUUGCAUCUCCUAGGUCGUCCGGAUCUCCACUCGGUCCUGACGAAAUUGCAUGUCUUCCGCCUGAUUCAAUACUCCAAGAUCGUCUUCCUCGAUGCCGACAUUCUCCCAACCCGUCCACUCUCUCACCUUUUUACCCUUCCUUAUGAAUUCGCAGCCGUCCCAGACGUCGGAUGGCCCGACAUAUUCAACUCUGGGCUGAUGCUAUUGACCCCGAGAGAAGCCAGUUUCAAUGAAUUAAUGGAUCUAUCGAAGUCGAAAGGCAGUUGGGAUGGCGGUGACCAGGGCCUUCUCAACGAGUGGCGCGGCAAUGACUGGCACAGGCUCAGCUUCACGUACAACACGACACCCACCGCCGCGUACACCUACGCGCCUGCCUAUGAGCGAUUUGGCUCACAGAUAUCCUCUAUACAUUUUAUCGGCCCCAACAAGCCCUGGAGUUCUAUCCCUUGGCGUGCACCCGGUUCGACCGGCGCGCAUCAAGCCGCCUCGGAGCCACCGCGCGCGUAUGAUUACGGAUCUCUUGUCGACCGCUGGUACGCGGUGUACGACAAGCACUACCGCUCUACUGUUGUAGUACCCCAACCUGAAUACGCGCUGCGGCGAUAUGAGCCAGCUUGGGAGCAGUCAGGUGGUAUCGGCGCAGAAGUGGGCCCCCUGCCGGCACUGACAGCUGGCAAUGUUCUUGGUCUCGACGAUCUGCGCAGGAUAGCCGUUGAAGGAUUCACCGGCCUCUCUGGAUAUUCUCAGGUACUUCCUGGGGAGGGCGAGUAUAUGCGCUUGCCGCUGGAAGGACGGCUCGACCUGAUGCGCCCGCGAAGUGACCCAACGCCAGCUCCAGUCGCGGAACCGGGACCGAGCGCAGAGCUUGAGGGUGAGAGGACGCCUCAGCAGAAGCAGAGCUACUUUGACGCCGUUGGCCCUUCGACCCCCGUCGCGCACCGUUCUCAGUUCUCUGUUACUGGCGACUCGCCUCCUCGCAUGUACACGCUCCCGACUCCAGGACCAGAUGAGCUGCCGCCCGCACCGCACCCUCACGCGCUCUCCCUCCCUCCUUCGGCUCCCGUGACGCCCACUCCUUCGCGUUCCUCGAGCACGUAUAUGCCGCCACAGAUCGAUCCUGCUUCGCCGUGGCACCCGCGUGAACCAGACUAUUCUCAGGAAAAUCAAGGCCAGCCCUAUAGUGAACAACUGCAGGCUCAAGGACAUCCGCAAUACUAUAUUCAACGGCCUAUUAUCGAAUCUCCUCGAUAUCAUUCGCAAGCACACCACCAAGCUGAACCUAGUCAACCUUCGGAUGUCCCUCCAGAGAGGAGGCAACAAUUGAGACAGCAGCCAGAGACACCUACGCAUGAACCAUCACGAUACUAUGACCAUGAGCAUCGUCAGCCGCCGCCGCCUCGUGAACCCCCACGUCCUCGGUCUCCCCCCAUGUUGACGUGGAACCCUGCCAUCGAACCACCUCCAAAAGACGCACCGAUCUCAAAUUUUCCCACUGAUACAUACUUCCCCAAUGUCUGGGAUAGAUCCACGGACUCGUUCGGGACGCCCACUGGGAGCCUGCAUUCGCCUACACCUCCGUCCAGCGCCCUCUUCUCCCUGCCUCCGCCGGGACAGAUUCCUGAGCGCCUGCUGCGCGAGGGACAUUACACCAAUGUGCUUGGCGACCAAUCUGAUACGACACCCAGCCCCGAUCGCAAGAAGGUCAGGUCCGUGUUCCCAUGGGAGACGAAACCGCGUCAUAUGCCAGGUCGAGUGUUCCCCUCUACAGACUCACCGCCUCCGGGUACGUUUAUGACUACAAGCUCUUCCGGGGCGCCUAGCCCUUCCCUAGUGUCCUCGCCCGUUCAGCCAGUGGCGCACUCCCCUCUGGUGAUGCACUCCCCUCUGUCUGGGCUGCCUUCGUCGUUCAUGUACACGAACGCUUGGGAUUCCAUCCCGAGCAUACAGAAGUACGCAUCGAAGCUCGUCCGCCCGGUGCAGCCACCUGCCAGGCCCCUCGCUCCCGCUUUCGAUCUGAUCGAGUCGCGGAAGCGGGAAAACAGCCUGUUCAAGAGUGAAUGGGAGGAGUCGGGCGAGAGCAGCGUCGAUGGUGAUGAUGAGGAUACCGGAGACGAGGAGGAGCGCAAGGAGGAGUUAAAGCGGCGGUCUCGCGCGGGCUCGAUCUCGGGCAAGGGCAAAAAGAAGGAAUACCGGAUGGUGGGUGUGCAGACGGUCCCGAAGGAGACGCGCAAUCAAGGUGUUCAAGUCGCCUUCCUCCCCGUCCCUCCGGAUGCUGACCGACUCGCGAAAGACAAGGAAGGAAGACUGGCUAUGGGAUCACGGGUGCGGGGCGUGAUAACUCCACCUAUGGGCCGCCGGGAGUGGUCGCCGAUGGCGAUGUCAGAUGCGUCGUCGCCCGUGACGACCACAGCGGGCGCGUUCAUGCCUGCGCAUUUGGCAGACACGGUCCCUAGCGGCACAAAAAAGCUGUCGCCGCUAGGGUCGCCCACUGGGCUGAGAAGCCCGCGUAUGUACACGUCGCCUCGCGGCUCACCGAAGGGCUCGUCAGUGAACCUUGUUGGCGCUGUCGGGUCGCCACCGAGGCUCCAAUUGCGCGCGCCGAUGUCACCUGUCGUGAGGACGAUAUCGAGCGACGCGACGUCCUCUUCGUCGUCGAGUGCUGGUCCACCCCAGUCCCCGCGCCUUGAGUCCCUGCGCCCUGAUUCUCCACGCCCUGAUUCUCCGCGCCUUGAUUCUCCGCGUCUUGAUUCUCCUCGCAAUUCGACACUGAACACCCCCAUGCGAAAGACUGCAGCACGAGUAUGGGACCCCGCGCGUGGCGUGGAAAUCUUCAAGAAAGGGUCCGAGGAAGUGCUUGCGAAGUUCCUCAGGAUGGGCUCGUGGGACGAGGAGUCCGUCGAAAAAGCAGUUUCGUGA